Molecule: messenger RNA, 2704 nt
Organism: Trichechus manatus latirostris (Florida manatee)
Lineage: Eukaryota; Metazoa; Chordata; Mammalia; Sirenia; Trichechidae
Gene: ABHD18
Product: abhydrolase domain containing 18
Exons: 13
Coding region: 949-2343 (464 amino acids)
Source: RefSeq, a predicted model, not a curated record
AUUUUGAGCGCCACUUUAGCAACAGAGCUCAUUUCUAGAAAUGACUUGGCACCAUACUAGACCUAUUUUUGUUUCACUUUGUUUUUCCCUUUCACUUUGGUUAUAUAAAAGCAUAGGUGACAGUCAUGUCAGUUUGGCUUGAUCCAUACUUCAAAAGUGGUUCCUGUUUCUGCAGAAGCUCAUUGGUGUCAGUCCAGACUGAUGUGGGGGCUUUAUGUAUCUGGCAUGGCUCCAGGUUAUGCCUCUUUUUUUUGGAAACUUGAGUUGUUUCUGACAACUUUGUCUUUACCGCUGGCUUGGAUUAUUUUCUGUCUUUGGUGGCAGUGGACACCCUGAACCCAGCCAGUCCUGCGUAGAAGGACCUACAUGUUUAGAAGGUCCCAGAAACACCUGGACUUUUAUAUUGUUCUUAGGCUGAAAUGGGAUUUAAGAAGAACUGUAGGGUUGUCCGUGAGUCGGAAUCGACUUGAGGAAAGUGAGUUCGGUUUUUUUUUGGAUAGCGUUGUGAUGGCAACGGGAUGUAACCCCAAACCUGCAGAGUUCACCAGAACCAAAUUUAUAUUGAGCUAUGUGUGUCUUUGAUUUGCCUUCUGUUCCUCAUUGGUCAGUGGUUUACUGGCAGGUAAAUAUGGCAAGGAGUAUGCAAGCUCUAGAUUUGGAGAACUGAUACUUCUGGCCUGUAAUAUAUGGAAUUCAAGUUAUUUGUGAAGCUUUUCCAGUGUAGAGUUGAAAAUUAGGAAUGAGUAAGAAAUUUAGGCGCAUAAUACAUAUAUAACACUUUACAAAAUAUUUGAAAAAUUCAUUGUUUUCAUAUCCUUUCUGCCUCCAUUGCAACCUUCUACUUCUGAAUGUUUUGUCUUCCUUUAUUCUUUAUCUACUACUGUCCAAGAAGAAUAUUACAGUUUAGAAAAAUGGAAUGUCUCAUGAACAGAUGUUUGAUUACUACUAAUGGGUGUGAGCAAGUUAGAUGUUUUAUACCGGAGACUUCUCCUCACAAAACUUUUUAUCAGAGGAUGGGGAAGGCCAGAGGAUCUCAAAAGACUGUUUGAAUUCAGAAAGCUGAUUGGAAAUCGAGAAAGAUGCCAGCAUCUGGUUUCAAGUGAUUAUCCAGUUUACAUUGAUAAGAUUGAGGAGCAGUCAGACUGUAAGAUCCUAGAUGGACACUUUGUUUCCCCCAUGGCACAUUAUGUGCCUGAUAUCAUGCCAGUUGAGUCUGUUAUUGCAAGGUUCCAAUUUAUUGUGCCUAAAGAAUGGAAAAGCAAAUACAGACCAGUAUGUAUUCAUCUUGCUGGAACAGGAGAUCAUCAUUACUGGAGGCGAAGAACAUUGAUGGCUCGUCCUAUGAUUAAAGAAGCUCGAAUGGCUUCUUUGUUAUUAGAAAACCCUUAUUAUGGCUGCAGGAAGCCCAAAGACCAAGUAAGGUCCAGCUUAAAAAACGUGUCUGACCUUUUUGUGAUGGGAGGAGCUCUUGUUUUAGAAUCUGCAGCUCUCUUGCACUGGCUGGAGAGGGAGGGUUAUGGACCUCUGGGAAUGACCGGAAUAUCCAUGGGAGGACACAUGGCUUCCUUAGCAGUAUCCAACUGGCCUAAGCCCAUGCCAUUGAUUCCUUGUCUAUCUUGGUCCACAGCAUCUGGGGUCUUUACUACGGGUGUAUUGAGUAAAUCAGUUAAUUGGAGGGAGCUGGAAAAGCAAUAUUAUACACAAACAGUUUAUGAAGAAGAAAUUAUUCACAUGCUUGAAUACUGUGGAGUGGAUUCUUUCAAAAUGGGACAAGAGUUCGUGAAACAUUUUCCUAGCAGUGAAGACAAGCUAACUAACCUUAAUCUGUUUUCCAGAACUUUAAAGUUAGAUUUGACAGACCAAGUUGUGUCCCAAAAAUCUGCUGAGUGCCAUAGUUGUAAUAAAACAUCUUCUAGUACCACAUCAGAAGGACUCUUGUUGCAAGAUACCUCUAAGAUGGACUGCUUCAAUCAACCACUUCCAACCAACAAAAGUAGUUACAGAGGUUGCAGUAGUCAGUCGUACCACCUACUCAGUAAAGAACAAAGAAGAAGUCAUCUCCAGAAAGAAUCUUUAAAAUUUAUGAAAGGAGUCAUGGAUGAAUGUACUCAUGUAGCAAAUUUCUCAGUUCCAGUUGACCCAAGCCUAAUUAUAGUGGUUCAAGCCAAAGAAGAUGCCUAUAUUCCACGAACAGGAGUUCGAAGUCUACAAGAAAUUUGGCCUGGUUGUGAAGUCCGAUAUCUAGAAGGGGGUCAUAUUAGUGCUUAUCUUUUUAAACAAGGACUCUUUAGACGAGCCAUCUAUGAUGCAUUUGAACGCUUUCUCCAUAAAUAUGCUAACUAAUUGGAUCACUGUAUGUUACCAGUGUGGCCAUCAUGUGUCUUACAAAAAGGAGUUUUCAUCCUCUGAUGUGAAGAACAAGCAGACAGCACUAUAGAUUUAACUAUUUCAGUGUAAUCUGGAAUUCAGUGUUGCAGCUCAGUUAACUAUAAAUGUUAAAUACAUUUGAAUCACUUUAAACCAAUAUUCGGAUUAAAUAAUGUUGAAGUACUUUGCUGUUGUUUGUGGGAUCUCAUAUACUCAGUAUCUAGGCUGUUGUUACUAUUUAUGAAACUUUUAAAUUUUUAAUUAUGAAUAAUUUAUUAGUUUUAAAUAAAUUCACUCAGAAACCCUACUUUUUUUUUUUUUAAAUAAUAUUGUGUUU